This is a messenger RNA of Eublepharis macularius, 804 nucleotides long. It is a transcript of the gene NEURL2, whose product is annotated as neuralized E3 ubiquitin protein ligase 2. The record is from RefSeq and is a predicted model, not a curated record. Gene Ontology annotation, biological process: intracellular signal transduction. Gene Ontology annotation, molecular function: ubiquitin protein ligase activity. NCBI's taxonomy places the organism in Eukaryota, Metazoa, Chordata, Lepidosauria, Squamata, Eublepharidae. The transcript is spliced from 2 exons. The coding region runs from base 1 to 804 and encodes 267 amino acids.
AUGGCGGCCACCAGCUACCCUUCUAGCAGGUUCCACCAGGUCCACGGGGCCAACGUCCGCCUCGAUCCCUCCCGCACCCAGGCCACCCGAGUGGAGAGCUUUGCCAACGGCCUGUGCUUCAGCCAGGAGCCGCUGGCCCCGGGGGAGAUCUUCCUGGUGGAGAUUGAGGAGAAGGAGCUGGGGUGGUGUGGCCACCUCCGGGUGGGGCUGAUGGCCUGUGAUCCCUGCAGCCUGGAGGCAGUGCCGGAAUACUCACUGCCAGACCUGGUCAACAGGGGAGACAGCUGGGUGUUCGCAAUUACCCGCAAUCACAACCGAAUCACUCCAGACGCCGCUGCGGAGCAAGUGUCGGGCAGAGUGCGUGGCUUCCUCUCUGACCCCUAUUUGCUCAUUGAACAAGUCAGGAUCCCCCGAGACAAACUGGUGGGGCGCAGCAGACCUGGCCGAUACAGCCACAUCCUGGACGACCUGUACAAGACGAAUGUGCUCCCUGCCACAGCCAGGAGGAGCCGGAUUGGGGUGCUCUACACCCUACAGCCCGACGGGACGGCCGACAUGCACAUGGUCAUCAAUGGGGAAGACAUGGGGCCCAGCGCCAGGGGCCUCCCCGCUUCACGCCCCCUCUACGCCGUGGUUGAUGUGUUCGCUUCCACCAAGAGUGUCCGACUCAUCCAGGUGGAAUACGGCUUUCGUUCCCUGCAGACCCUCUGCCGGCUGGCCAUCCAGAAACACAUUGUGCAUCGGCUGGCCAUUGAUGGGCUCGACCUCCCACCUCUACUGAAGAACUUCUGCAAAUAUGAAUGA